UUUGGACCCUCCCGCGUGCCGUUCUUACCCGGCCUGCCCCGCGCUGCCGCUUCCGGAAGUGGAUCUUGUCUCCUCCCAAGCGGAGCGUUUGUGUCUGAACCUGCUGGAACUGCGACGGCAUCGCAGUGCUGCAGAAUCCCGGGGGCCAAGGGCGGGCUGCUUUCUGCUAUGGCUGGCAGUCAGGAUAUAUUCGAUUCCAUCGUGAUGGCGGAUGAGAGGUUUCAUGCGGAAGGGUAUCGGGAAGGCUACGAAGAAGGCAGUAGUUUGGGUGUGACGGAGGGAAGGCAACACGGCACGCUGCAUGGAGCCAAAAUCGGGUCUGAGAUCGGGUGCUACCAGGGUUUUGCUUUUGCAUGGAAAUGUCUACUGCACAGUUGCACCACUGAGAAGGACAGCCGAAAGAUGAAGGUCUUAGAAUCAUUGAUUGGAAUGAUCCAGAAAUUCCCUUAUGAUGACCCUACUUAUGAUAAACUCCAUGAAGACUUAGACAAAAUCAGGGGAAAAUUUAAACAGUUUUGUUCAUUACUCAACGUUCAGCCAGACUUUAAAAUUAGUGCAGAAGGUUCCGGACUUUCAUUCUGAGAACGAUGGAUGAACAGAGACCGAACAUCGAGGAACAGACGUGUGUGUGGCAUGUUUAGAGAUGCGAGGAAGGGCCGGACGGUGCUGGGAAGGUCAUCGCUCAGUGGGAGGGUGAGGCUUCCGGUUCGGCCGGGGGAGGGCCUGCUUCCCCGGGGUGUUUUGCCUGUGUCAUCUCGGUGCCCGCCUUGGGGCCUCUUCACAAUGCCCUUUGUUGGGCUGAAGCCAUCCCUGGCAGAGCCCUCGUGCGGCUGCUCCCUGCUGGGCCCACGUGCAUUGGCCUGACGGCCUCUCUGGCAGCACGGGCCUGGCUGGCUCUGGCCUGGGGUUGGCUCUGGAUAGGGUCAGUCCCCAGGCCUGGACUUGAGGCAGUUUUUAAAAUUUUUUUUUGCAAUGAGAGAGACAGUUGGCCCUCAGCGAGGCUCGUGGGAGGUCUGGACGGGUGCUGUGCCACAUGUCGAAGCCGAUUGUGUGCCAGGCGCCGUGGGACGUGCCUCUCGUGUUUUAUUUAAUCCCUUCAGGAGCCCACGGGGUGGGUGUUAUUCCCAUUUUACAGAGGAAGAAGGUGAGACAAGAAGGGGUUGCCUGGUCUGAGGGCACCCGGCAGCAGAGCUAGGACUUCCGCCCCAAGGCCGUGCCUCACUGCCCCCGGGCACAGCCGCCUCUGGAACGCACAGGCCGGCACCUCAGCACUGGGAGUCCCGGCCCUCCCUCCCAGGCCGCAUGGGUCCUGCUGAGCCUGGCGGAGCACGGGGGCGUCCGUGGUGGCCAGUUUGCCUGGCCAUCUGGCUGAGAGGAAGAAAGGCCGGCCCAAUCCUGAGGGGACCCGGACAUACCCUUCACACUGUCCCCAGAGGGGCCAUGAGCUCUGCAGCGUUAACAAAUGGUGAAGGGGGGAAAUAUUUUGAACCAAAGACCAAAUGUUAGGCCGCCGUUGUAUUUGCAGAAACUGAGAACCAUGCAUACAGCUCCUGCAUUCUCCCCUCUCCUAGGCGCUCUGUUGUCUCUGCCAGUCCUUAACGAGGUGUCAUACAGAGACAGCGGGGUGGGCACAGAUGAGCGGAGUGGAUGGUUCGGUGGGCCCCCACGAGGUGAGUGGUCAUAUGCGAUGGCAUGUGUUCACGCACCCUCCUGUGUGCACCUCAGGGUCACCGAAGUCCCCACACGCUGGCUCUCCCCACCCGUCCUGUUCCAGAAAACAUGUCUGAAAGCAGUCCACGAGGUUUUUAAGGAGUCACCAUGAAUCCACUUCGGUUUUAAAACCAUUCCCGAAUGUCCUAGUGGAUUGUGCUGUGCUGCCUAAGCUGCUGGCUGCAAGAGCCAGAGCGGUGACUCCCACAGGAGCAGCGGCAGGCAGACCUCCACAGCGGCAGGCAGACCUCCACAGCGGCUCGGGAGGAGAGAGAGGGCUGGUUUGUUUUUGUUUCAUUUUUUCGUUUGAGACAGAGUCUCACUCUUUCACCCAGGCUGGGAUGUAGUGGCGCGAUCUCAGCUCACUGUGACCUCCGCCUCCUGAAUUCAAGCGAUUCUCCUGCCUCAGCCUCCCUAGUAGCUGGGAUUACAGGCGCCCACCACCACGCCCAAGUAACUUUUGUAUUUUUAGUAGAGAUGGGGUUUUGCCAUGUUGGCCAGGCUGGUCUUGAACUCCUAGCCUGACAUGAUCCACCCACCUCCACCUACCAAAGUGCUGGAAUUGCAGGCAUGAGCCACUGGUCCCAGCCUGCUUUUUCCUUUUGAAGACAAGACUUAGGUCUCCUCCUCCUGAACUCUAAACCUGCGUGUGUGGCUGUGCACCCCUCAUCUGUGGCCUCAGCUCCGGUCUGGGGAAGUCUGCGUUGGGCAUCGCCCCAUUGUGCCUUCAUCAGAGCUGGUGCCUUCGGGCCGGAAAGACUUCCAUUCUUUCCAGAUGGUGGGAUCAGGGGCCUUUGUUGUGUUUCCCUUGGUGGAUUUUUGUGUUUUGUAAGUUGUCUUUUUUGAUAAUGUAUUAUUUUUAUAAUUGGAAAAAAAGUAAAUAGCAUAUUUUAGAGUGAAA
Molecule: messenger RNA, 2611 nt
Organism: Piliocolobus tephrosceles (Ugandan red Colobus)
Lineage: Eukaryota; Metazoa; Chordata; Mammalia; Primates; Cercopithecidae
Gene: LTO1
Product: LTO1 maturation factor of ABCE1
Exons: 5
Coding region: 169-582 (137 amino acids)
Source: RefSeq, a predicted model, not a curated record